This is a messenger RNA of Microtus oregoni (creeping vole), 510 nucleotides long. RefSeq names its product testis expressed 48 (gene Tex48). The record is from RefSeq and is a predicted model, not a curated record. The coding region runs from base 1 to 510 and encodes 169 amino acids. The transcript has 5 exons. NCBI's taxonomy places the organism in Eukaryota, Metazoa, Chordata, Mammalia, Rodentia, Cricetidae.
AUGGCGAGCCGAGGGGCGUCACCAUGGGAAGCUGAUGACCAUGAGCAUGGGAAGUUGAGGGGCGUCAGCAUGGUGAGCCGAGGGGCGUCAGCAUGGUACAAGAAGGACAAGAACGAGAUUGCUCUGCAAGACCUGAACAAAGAAUACAUCGUCCCCAUUCGUUUACAUCCUACAGCAACCUACCAAAACCUGGCCUCGAAGAUAUUCUGUUUAUGCUGCCGAGACUGUGAGGAAGCCGUCAUUGAGAGCUCCAAGCGUCCCAGUCAAACCCAAGAGAAUCAGCCACCAUCCUACAGUUCGCAGACUCAGAAGAAUGAGUUAAACAAACCAAACUGCAAGUACACUAAUACCCAGUUCCCCACUGGUCAAGAGAAGAGAUUCUCUUCCAGCAGCAGCGAGUUUGAAGAGCUGACUGCAAACAACAUACAAACAGGAUACCCUAAAAAAAAUCUAAACCGCUACUGCCAGGAACACUGGGCCUUCCGGCCGUGCCUCAUCGGGAGACCCUGA